This is a messenger RNA of Medioppia subpectinata, 747 nucleotides long. Lineage: Eukaryota; Metazoa; Arthropoda; Arachnida; Sarcoptiformes; Oppiidae. The record is from the annotation of a GenBank genome assembly.
AUGUUAAUUGUAGCACCGGCUCACUCGUGGCCGUGGGCUGUGGCCGUGUAUACGGGUUCGGGAUCUAGUUUUCAAAACUACAAGUUUAUUUGCGGCGCUUCAGUGAUCAGCUCUCGGCAUGUGUUGGGUGCGGCUCAUUGUGUUUCGCACAACAAUCGCAUCACAAAACCAGAAAAUAUUCGACUCCUCAUCGGAUCUCAUGAUCGACGCUAUGAAGGCAUGUAUUAUAGAGUACACAAAGUUUUGGUUCACAAUAAAUAUGACGAACGGCUUAUGCAAAACGAUAUCGCAUUGUAUGAAUUGGUUGACGCAAUUGACUUCAAUAAAACCCUCAAUAUAUCACCCGUAUGUCUGCCCGACGCAGACAUGCAAUCACGCGAUUAUAGCCACCAAAUGGCACAACUAAUUGGAUGGGGAACCACAUCAGCCGGAGGACAGACCAGUGAUUACUUAAGACAAGUACAGGUGCCCAUCAUUACUAACAGAGAAUGUUCACGAAGUUAUAAUUCACUUAUGAUUACAUCAAAACAAAUGUGCGCCGGAUUUGUGACCGGAAAGAGAGACUCGUGUCAGGGCGAUUCUGGGGGUCCUAUGACUGUUGUGAAUGAGGAGAGAGACGGGCGUUACGUACAGUUGGGCAUAGUUUCGUGGGGCAAGGGAUGUGCCGAACCCAAAUAUCCAGGAGUUUACACUAAAUCACUCAAAUCCGUCAAAAUCAGAAUCAGAUUCUGUUUCAAAUGCAGCUAA